GAGGCGGUCGGGCUCAUGAAGAAACAUAUCGUUACAUAAUUCAUAUGUACAGCACGAAUACGCGUACGAAGGCUGUACCGUAUCGAUAUCAAUGAACAUCUCAUCGAAUGCGCCACCACAUCGAGCAAUUACUUCGAAGUACAAUUACAGUACAUGGGCACACACUACUGUAAUGUGCGGCUCGAGCCGCCUUCCAAACUUUCAGACUUCCACCCACACACACGUCCAGUCGGCUUAUGGUUGUGCCUAGGCCCGACUCAUGGCAGUCAGUAGAUGGAAACGGCCUGCGCGUGCGUGCGUGUGCGUGUGCGUGAAACUAAUGACGAGACGUCAAAUGUACUCGACGAGUUCCCUCGAUGAUCCCUCGAUCUACUCGAUACUCCAACUUUCGAGUGAAGGACGCACCUUGACCAUUUCCCUUUGAUUAUUCCCACUAUCUCAUAUCUACUCUGUAACUACACUGUCUACCAUCCAUCACGUACCUGAGUACGCUUGAGUUACCAUCAUCUGGCUGCUGCUGUUGCUGCUGCCUCUUCCAGCGGGCUUACCUAGAACCCGACUCGCCGGCUGGCCUGAUCCACUUAUUGACCACUAAAAGCAUACAUCUAUAAGACUCACGAGUUGGUGUUGGGGUCAACAAGUCCAUCGACAUUGAAACUUCCCCAGGCUUGUCAUGUCCGACUUCGCUAUUCCCUUCAAGUUGCUGUCAACUUUAUCACUCGUUGAGUCGUACGCCCUUGUCAAUUACCAGCCGAAUCUCCUUCUGUUCUCUCGCCCAAGUUACCUCGGCACAUUUAUACAACUUUGCAUUCUCCAGUUCUUCUUUUGGGCUGCAUGGAUUGUCAUAAUAUGGCCUCAAUUUCUGUCACCCGUCAGACAUUUGCCACACCCAUCUGGUGGAUCUUGGUGGAAUGGACACUUCCAGGCAAUAAUAGCUUCCACAACCGGUGGACCCAUGACAAAAUGGUACUACCCAAUAGCAUCAGCAUCUUGUAAACCCGUAUUAACUUGAUGCCAGGGUCAACGAGAUUCCAAAUGACGGGCUGAUAUACUAUCGAGGACUCUUAAAUGUAGAAAGGAUAAUUCUCACUUCCCCAAAAGCCCUCGCCGAAGUCCUUACCACCAACUCAUACGACUUCAUUCGGCCGGAACAACUUACCACAGCCCUAGGCCGUAUACUAGGAGUGGGUGUUCUCUUAGCUGAAGGAGAAGAACACAAGUUCCAAAGAAAACACCUUCUUCCAGCUUUCGCUUUUAGGCAUAUCAAGAACCUUUAUCCAAUCUUCUGGACAAAAUCCAGAGAAAAUGUUCACAAGAUGAUUGAGAAUCUUGGAGAGGGUGGAGCGAAUAAGGAAUUGAUCACGGAUUCCGAAAUGGGACGAGAUGUUGAUACUGAAGAUACCACUCCUGUGAUUGAAGCCGGGUCGUGGGCAUCGAGAGUGACUCUCGAUAUUAUUGGCGUAGCGGGAAUGGGAAAGGACUUCAAUACUAUCCAAGAUCCAAAUGCCCUACUUGCCAGGACCUACCAAAGUAUCUUCGUGCCCACGAAGGGUGCCAUGUUCCUCGGCAUAUUAAGCAUGUUGCUUCCUGGAUGGUUUGUCAAUAACCUGCCCUUUGCUAGAAAUAACGAUAUGAAUCAAGCUUCCGUCACUAUCCGAAACCUCUGCCGCCGAGAGAUCAAGGAAAAGAAAGAGAAGCUUGAAAAGGGCGCAGCUCCCGACGUCGACAUUCUCAGUAUCGCCUUGGGAAGUGGCGGUUUCACCGACGAGAACCUCGUGGAUCAAAUGAUGACUUUCCUCGCCGCUGGCCAUGAAACCACGGCGUCGUCAAUGACGUGGGCAAUAUACAUGCUUUGCCUCCACCCAGAAAUCCAGACCCGAUUACGCGCCGAAGUCCGUGAGUAUAUUCCUAGCCUGAGCAACGACAUCGGGAGUCAGGAAAUCGACCGCAUGCCAUAUCUCAACGCCGUAUGCAGCGAGGUUCUCCGUUACUACCCACCAGUUCCCCUCACUCCCCGGAUCGCCGCUCGUAAUACCACAAUCCUAGGACAAAAGAUUCCCAAGGGAACCAGAGUAAUGCUCAUACCAUGGGCAGUCAACAGAUCCGAAGCCCUCUGGGGGAAAGACGCACAAGUUUUCAAUCCUGAUCGUUGGCUGCCUUCGGAGUCGAACCCUUAUAGUGCUAAUGGAGGAGCGAGGUCGAAUUACUCGCUCCUCACGUUUCUUCAUGGACCGAGGAGUUGUAUUGGCCAAGGGAUGGCGAAGGGAGAGUUUGCUUGCUUGUUGGCUACUUGGGUUGGAAUGUUUGAAUUCAGUCUUUAUGAUAGGAAGGAGUUGAAUGAGGAGAAUAUGGUUAUUAAGGGUGGUGUUACGGCCAGGCCUUCGAAGGGUUUGUGGGUUAGGACGAAGGUCGUUCCUGGUUGGUAA
Messenger RNA from Hymenoscyphus albidus, 2426 nucleotides. Lineage: Eukaryota; Fungi; Ascomycota; Leotiomycetes; Helotiales; Helotiaceae. The record is from the annotation of a GenBank genome assembly.